This is a messenger RNA of Thermothielavioides terrestris NRRL 8126, 1023 nucleotides long. RefSeq lists its product as uncharacterized. The transcript has 4 exons. Lineage: Eukaryota; Fungi; Ascomycota; Sordariomycetes; Sordariales; Chaetomiaceae. The record is from RefSeq and is a predicted model, not a curated record. Bases 1 to 1023 code for a protein of 340 amino acids. Gene Ontology annotation, molecular function: O-methyltransferase activity.
AUGGCUGUACCUUUCGACUUGGUUGCGGCUGCCGAGAAGCUGCUCGCGCAAGCUAAGAUGCUCGCCGCCGUACGUGAUUCAAGUGAAGUCGCCAAUGAGGAAGCACUGCGGCGGAGCAUCGCGGAGACGGCGAGGAAGAUCGCUCUUGAGACGGCGCCGCCGUUGGACAUCGUCAAGUCUGAUUGGUUUGUGCUGGCCGACGUCGCGGCAUGGAACAUCUUCAUCGACUGGAAAGCCUUCGACCACAUCCCGCUGGAAGGGCACAUCUCCAUCGCCGACCUCGCCCGUGCUCUCGACGCCCAAGAGUCUCUCGUUGCCCGCAUCUCCGCCCAGCUCCUCUCAACAGGCAAGCUCCUUCCGGGCCCGACGCCGCACACGCUGCGGCACUCGCGCAUCUCGCCGCUCUUCCGCACGGCGCACCCGGUCUCCGCCCUCGCCGCCGUCGCCGUCGGCAACGGCAUGAAGCCCUGCGCGCACUGGCCCGCCUACUUCGCCGCCCACGGCCGCCGCGAGCCGCCCGGCCUCGCGCCCACCCCGUUCGCCUUCGCCUGGGGCCGCCCCGACCUGCCGCCCUGGGAGGUCAAGGCGCUGCACCCGGCCUACGCGGCGCUGUUCACGCGCUGCAUGCGCGCGCGCGAGAUCGUCGCGGGCGAUACCGCCUGUGUUCUCGGGUGGUUGCGGCGGCUUACUUUCAUUCUUUUAGGCGCACUUGUCUACAUUCUGCGCCGGAUCCUGCUCGACUACCCGGAUCAGCUCGCUGUUGGGAUUCUCCGGCGCCUGGCCGAGGCACUUCCCGCCGACAAUCCCAAGGCCCGGGUCCUCGUCAUAGAAGCGAGACGGCUGGAUGUCCCAACGCCGGAGAACUGCAACGUGGACCUGUUCAUGCUGAAUCUCGGCGGCAAGCUCAGAGAUGAGGCCAUGCUCAAGGAUCUGGCGGCUGCGGCGGGGUUGAGCGUGAUGGGAUAUCAUGCGAGUGCUCGGGAGGGCGAUCCAACCUUUGUGAUGGAGUGCGCGAGGGCGUGA